AUGCUGGAAUCCGAACAAUUUCGCGAGGUGUUGAACACCGAUAUUAGAAGCCCUAUUCCUGAGGCCGUGGUCUCAAAAAUCACUUCUCUGCCACCGUUUAUUCCCAUACAAGGAGUGUCCAACUUUCGCGACUUGAGCCACGAUGGCAAUAAAUUGCGCGCGGGAUACGUGUAUCGCUCCGGGAAUCUGUCGGAUAUCAUGGACUCCGGGAAAUCAAUCAUCACAACCGAGUUAGGGAUAACCACCGUCUUUGAUCUUCGGAAUGAAGCCGAAAGACAGAAAGCUCCUCCCCCGUCAAUCCCGGGAGUCGAUACGAUAUGGAUGCCAUAUGGAGCCCGACCGGCGACAUUAAAUCUCAGAGACUUUGCAGGCGAGGACAAAGGCGCUGCUGGGUUCGUGAAGAUGUACUCGGGGAUUCUCGAGGCUGCCAAGCCGUGCUUCACUGAAGUAUUCACCCAUAUCAGAGAUAGCCCGGAUGAUCCAUUCAUCUUCCAUUGUUCUGCCGGCAAAGACCGAACAGGAGUAUUGGCCGCUCUGAUACUUCUUCUCAUUGACCGACCCCGAGAUGAAAUUAUCAAUGAUUAUAUAUUGACUCGCGUCGGCCUGGAGAGCGCCCGUGAGAACCUCAUGGAGGCUUUCGCCAUGAAUAUGGAAACUGAAGAAGUCGACAUCAGCCAAUUAAGUCCCGAGGCCCUGGGUAUGCUGGAAUUGUGUGGCGUCCGUGCGACGGCUAUGGCGGAGUUCUUGAAGUACUUUGCAAGUGCCUUUGAGAAUGGGAUUGAAGGCUAUUUGACCGAUGGGCUUGGAUUCUCGCCAACGCAUGUCGAGAUUAUGCGCAAGAACCUGCUUUAG
Penicillium salamii is the source of this 852-nucleotide messenger RNA. The record is from the annotation of a GenBank genome assembly. Lineage: Eukaryota; Fungi; Ascomycota; Eurotiomycetes; Eurotiales; Aspergillaceae.